Molecule: messenger RNA, 2172 nt
Organism: Haliotis rubra (blacklip abalone)
Lineage: Eukaryota; Metazoa; Mollusca; Gastropoda; Lepetellida; Haliotidae
Product: tetraspanin-33-like
Exons: 9
Coding region: 117-1544 (475 amino acids)
Cellular component (GO): membrane
Source: RefSeq, a predicted model, not a curated record
UGUUUAGUGGAAGCUUUGGUUUCGUCUGUGACCAGUAGGACAUUGUGUAGCUUUUCAUAACGUGAUUCAAAAAUAGCCAAUACGGAAUUAUAUGGGCAAAUUCAGUGCACUUUAAUAUGUCAAGCCUUCAAGCGCCUAUUGCUGACGAGGAAGACAUCCUUUUCAUGGAUUCUGAGGAAGACGCACACCAUGGCACAGGUAGUGUCCCGGCUCAGUCGGCUGACCAUGUUGUGAAGACCGGUGACACCAACUGUUGGCCGACUCUAACGGUCUCCUCCAAAGACAAACAUCAAAAUGAUCCAUGGAGACUACCUCGACCAAAAGCUAUGAAAGAACACAGACAGUUAGCACACCCACAUGAACCCAGUGCGACAGAAUCAACCGACAACCUGCUUGCAGAAUUUAGAGAGUCUAAUGAACAGCCACAAUGUUGCGACGAAAAGGGAGACAACCCAAGGGGAGAUAACUCUGUGAGACUCAAGUUAAGCGAUCCCUCACAACCACGGGAAGAGGUUCAAGAAACGUGCUUCUCUGAUGGGCCAGGCGGAGCAGCACCUUCUGUGAUCAGGUCUGCUACACAGGACAGUAAAGGGGAUGAUGGAAUGUCUCCAGGGAAGUACAGUGCGCUGAGAGAGGAGGGGACUGAGCGGGAGGAGGAGCACGACUCCAGCACUGAGUUGUAUGUACCAGAACGACGGAUGACCCCUGCCAACUACCGGAGGGAAUACCUAUGUGGACUGUUCCUCAAGUAUUCUAUAUUUAUCUUCAAUUUUCUAUUCUGGGUGGCCGGGGUGGUGCUGUUCGCGUUCGGAUACUGGAUCCUGUCCUCCAAGGGGCAGAUAUUCGCCGGGGGCGGCUACUUCUUCCUCGACCCCGCCGUCAUGCUAUGCAUCGUGGGCUGCACCAUCUUCAUCGUCGCAUUCUUCGGCUUUCUAGGCGCCCUCAGGGAAAACGUACGCUUGUUGAAGAUUUUCCGCGUGUGUCUGGUGGUCGUGCUGGUCAUCCAGGUGGGUAUCGGUAUCCUGGUGUUCGUGUUCUACACCAUGCCAGAAGCCAGGGAGUCCAUCCUGUCUGGACCAGAAAUGAUACUGAGGGACGCCAUCAAGCGUUACCAUGACGACGAAGAGAAACGGAAAUGGAUCGAUCUGAUACAGAAAGAGUUCCAGUGCUGCGGCAUGAGCCACAACAACAUCGGCUACAUGGACUGGCAGCUCAACCGCUACUUCAACUGCUCCGCCAGCAACCCCAGUACAGAGAGGUGUGCUGUGCCCGUGUCAUGCUGCAUAUUCGAGCCCGGAGACUAUAUCAAUGUCAUGUGCGGUUUCGAUACUACAAACAAACCGAGGAGCAAAGUACUCCACAGAAUCAACACCAAGGGCUGCAUGCGGGGCUUGGCGGACUGGAUGCGAGGCAAUGAAUCAUACAUAGGUGGUCUCCUGUUGGCCUUUGUCACACCUCAAGUGCUUGGUGUAAUAUUUGCCACUCUGUUCAUCCGACAUAUUCUGAGAAGCCGGGCAAGGUGGCGACUCUUAAGAAGAACAUGAGUCGUAGCUGUCGCCAGUAGUGUCUCUCGCAAACUUCCGGUCUUGCGCUGUCACAACCAGGUACGUUGACUCCUUCAUGACGUUUGUCACGUGAAGCAACCCGGUACAGGUGCCCGGACGUGUGCAUUUAUGAGAACAUUGGUCCCAUGACUGAACCAACCCUUCUCUACCACAGCGGGCAUAGGUCCUGUGCAUAGAUUGCUGUAUUGUUUCAAGGAUAAUGAUGAAAGACCCAAACCACAUUCUACCCAAUUUGUAGGAUACAAUUAUAGAUGAUAAAUCGCUGAAUGAUAUCCACAUGGAUUAUAUACGAUAGCCAUUACGUCCUAUGUGGGAAAUGAGACAUUACAGUCCCCAAGACACAAGGAACGCAUCCAUAGAUCGAACAUGUCCUGCAGCUUUAACCCAAACUGUGAAGGUUACAUGUCCAAAAGAAUUUCACGUGAACAGCAUCAGCGAAGGUCGGUUGUUCUUUCAUAUUGAUUACCUCAAUAAAUGUGAUAUACCCUAUAGACUUUAAUGUGAACCCAGUCAAUGAACGUGAGAUCUCUUAUAGACUUUCAUGAGAACUCAAUCAGUGAAUGUGAGAUGUCAUAUAGGCUUUCAUUUGAACCCAGUCAGUGAACGU